Molecule: messenger RNA, 1929 nt
Organism: Cercopithifilaria johnstoni
Lineage: Eukaryota; Metazoa; Nematoda; Chromadorea; Rhabditida; Onchocercidae
Source: the annotation of a GenBank genome assembly
AUGGUUUAUAAACGAAUGAAUUCGAAAGAGUUGAAAGGAAUGAGUGAGAAGAUCGAUUAUUAUGAUUCGAGUGAUGAAGAGGAUCUGAGGAAUACGAUAGGUAACAUCCCAAUCUCUUGGUAUGAUGGUCUCGAUCAUAUCGGCUAUAAUAAAGAUGGAAAUCCGAUCAAAUCGACUGAAAAAAAAGAUAAUAUGGAAGAAUUCCUCGAUAGGAUGGACGAUCCUAAUUACUGGAAAAAAGUUUUCGAUCGGCAAAGCGGUGGUUUUGUUACUUUAAGCGAUGAAGAAGUGAAAAAGCUAAAUGCACUGAAUGCCUCAAAAUAUCCGUCACUUGGUUACAAUCCAUAUCAGCCAUUUUUGGACAUCUUCUCUUCACAAACAGAAAUUCAUCCAAUAUCGAAUCGUCCAGAUUCCAAACGUUCAUUUAUUCCUUCAUUGGAUGAAAAGCGUCUUGUUGGGAAGAUGGUGCACGCCAUCAAAAUGGGUUGGGUACGGCUAUCUCGACCAAAGCAGAUUGAAAAAAAGGUUUAUGACUUAUGGGCGGAUGAUUCGUCCAGCGAAAAAACGAAAAGUGAAUUGGCUAGGAUACGAAUGCAUUUUCCUGCACCAAAAGUUUCUUUACCGGGACAUGCUGAAAGUUAUAAUCCGCCGAGAGAAUAUUUGUGUGAUGAGGAAGAACUGAAGAAAUGGGAGGAAAUGGAUCCAGAAGAUCGGCAACUGGACUUCGUUCCAAAAAAAUAUGAUUGUUUGAGAAAAGUGCCAGCAUAUGAUCGAUUUUAUAACGAUCUUUAUCAGCGAUGUCUUGAUUUAUACUUAGCCCCACGACAAAGGAAAAUGAAGUUGAAUGUUGACCAUGCGGAGUUGCUUCCUGAACUUCCUAAUUUAGCGGAAAUGCGUCCUUUCCCAACGACACAAAGUUUCCGUAUACUUGGUCAUUCCGGGCAAGUGAGGAGUUUGUCGUUUGAACCUGAAUCAACGGAAAUCUUUGCAUCAGGUGGCGAGGAUGGAAAGCUACGACUGUGGUCUAUAUGUGAUGGGAGAUGUCUCAAAACAAUAAACUUGGAAGGUCCAAUAACUAGUGUGGCUUAUUGCCCUCUUACGAACUGGACACUUUUGGCUGUUACAAUGGAAUUGAAUAAAAUGAUUUUGACAAAUUCUUACUGUGGAGAUCGCCAUCAUAUCACAGCUACUACGGAAUAUUUAUCAAAACUUCGAUGUGAAUCUUCAGAAAGUGAUACUUUAGAAUGGAAAUAUGAGGGAAAAGGAAAGAUGUCAAUUGAUCUUGGAUAUGUUGCACGUCAAGUAGUAUGGCAUCACAAAGGCGAUUAUUUUGCAACGUUUGCUAAUUCGAAGUCGCCGAAACUUAUUUAUAUACAUCAACUUUCAAAAUGUAAAUCUCAGCGACCCUUUUCUCGCUUAAAAGGCCUUAUGACAGUAUUAUCAUUCCAUCCAUGUGAGCCUCUUCUGUUUGUUGGAACACAAAGGUAUAUACGAAUGUAUGAUUUGUCAAAGUGUCAGCUGAAAAAGAAGAUCAUGACCGGAUCACAAUGGGUAAGCUCCAUGCAUGUCGACUUUCGAGGUAACAAUGUGUUUGUUGGCGGCCACGAUAGGAUUUUUUCAUGGAUCGAUUUGCAACUUUCUAGUAAGCCAUGGAAAAGUGUCAAACAUCAUACAGCUGCUAUUCGCGCAGUGACACAGCAUAUAAGGUAUCCAUUAAUAGCAACUGUAUCUGAUGAUUCAACCGCACUUGUGUAUUAUGCCCGAAUCAGCAGUGAUCCAUUCAAAGAGAAUGAAUUCGUGCCAGUACGAAGGUUACGUACUCAAACACCUCAAAGAAAUGGUCUUUCAAUUCUAGCCGCAAUAUUUCAUCCCACGCAACCGUGGUUGAUAACUGCACAUGUUGAUGGUUCAAUUGCUUUAUUCACUUAA